UCUGUCCCCCAGUUGCGAUGCUGGCAGAAAGUGUCUUAAUUGGCAUUGCAUACCAAGAUGAAGUAUGCAAAUCCCACAAAUGCCAGGGACUGAAAGGAGCUGGAGAAAGUGACUGGCAAAACCAGCUGAUGGAUGCAAAUAGCAACGUCCGUAUCAGAUCUGAGAAGCACAUGGCUAAGAAGCAUCAGGAGACCUGUGGAAUGGCCAUUGAGAAAGAAAUUCCCCCGGGGAGUUCUGCACAAAAGUCCCCUGCAGAAGGAUAUGGCGAACAUCCUCUUUUGGCUUCUCAGUCAGCCCCUCUGUGUAUACCCAGAAAGGAGCCACCCUGCGAAAAAGAGUUGGAUCUGUAUAGGUCUUGGUCGAAUCAAAGUCUUUAUCAGCAGUAUCCCGAUCUGUAUAUUGGAGGAGAUCACAUUGCUGACCAUAUGUGCGAUUCGGGUUGCAUCAUGGACCAAACUGAUGACGAACCACCCGUUGGCCCCGUCUUGUUCUCGGAAGACAUCCCACCGGGCCAGUCGCCUCUCACGGAGCCUUCGCACAAAGGCAAGGCUGUAAAACUGUGGGCUGGCGACGAAGUCGGGGAGCGGAGCAUAACUCUCCACAGGCAGCCCCUUUCCAACUCCGUGAUCAACAACUACAUGGAAAAAAAGUUUCAGGAACUCUAUAAACAGUUUCUGGAUGAGAAGCUGACCAGGUGCGAUUCCAUCACGCACGACCUGCUGAGUCACAUUGGUGAGGCGAAUUAUCAGCUACCCUGUGAACAACAUGGGGAAGCAACAAAUGCCAGAAAAACUCUCGUCCGCUCUCUAGGUCUGCUCGGCUUGCAAGACCCCAGCCACGGGAACAGCUGUGAAUUCAGCACUCCUAAUCUACAAAUCUCUGGACUGCCUUGA
Molecule: messenger RNA, 893 nt
Organism: Gekko japonicus
Lineage: Eukaryota; Metazoa; Chordata; Lepidosauria; Squamata; Gekkonidae
Exons: 1
Coding region: 18-893 (291 amino acids)
Biological process (GO): regulation of toll-like receptor signaling pathway
Source: RefSeq, a predicted model, not a curated record